Messenger RNA from Pseudo-nitzschia multistriata, 2082 nucleotides. The record is from the annotation of a GenBank genome assembly. NCBI's taxonomy places the organism in Eukaryota, Bacillariophyta, Bacillariophyceae, Bacillariales, Bacillariaceae.
AGUCGCAUCAUCGUCAGAAGCCACGCUGCGUAUACGCUUCACAAAAUUGAAUACAAUGGGCAGAUGCUUCAUCCAAAUCGUUAUGGGACCGGCCGGGUCCGGGAAAUCGACCUACUGCCAAGCCAUGCAAUACCACGCGAGCACCCUGGGGGGAGCCCGGAAGCGAACGAUUCACGUGGCAAAUCUAGACCCCGCAGCUGAAGAUUUUGGCUAUCAACUCGCAUUCGAUAUUCGCGAUCUGAUUUCCGUGGAGGAAGUGAUGGAAGAACUGGACCUUGGACCCAAUGGUGGUCUGGUCUACUGCAUGGAAUAUUUGCUCAGCAACCUCGACUGGCUCCAGGACCACCUUGAUUCCUUCGACGAUGACGAGUACCUGAUUCUGGAUUGUCCCGGCCAGCUCGAAUUGUACACACAUAUACCACUAAUGAGGAACCUAAUCGAUCGGAUGCGGAUGUGGGGUUAUGCCCAUACCAUGGCGGCCGUAUUUUUGCUGGACGCCACCUUUGUAGGCGACACGUCCAAGUUUUUGUCGGGGUCGCUGCUGAGUUUGUCAGCAAUGAUCGCACUAGAACUCCCACAUACAAACGUGUUGACCAAGUGUGACCUGCUUACCGACGAGGAGGUUGAAGAUAUACUGGACCACGGAAGCGCAACCCAGAUGUGGGACCGAGAACAAGACCGACAGUCUCUGAUCAUGCCGACGCCCUUCAGCGUAACCGCAGCAAGCAGCAACCAGGGCGAUGAGGUUACAGAAGAGCAGAGGAGGCUGGAACGCAGGCGACGGCACCGGCAGCGGUUGACGGAUUCUAUCAGCCAGUUGCUGGACGACUAUUCCAUGAUCAGCUUCAUCCCGCUGAACAUCCGGGACGAAGAGAGCAUCGACGCAUUGCUGACGUGUGUAGAUGGCAGCAUUCAGUAUGGGGAAGAUUUAGAGGUUCGCGAAUAUGACGGUCCCGAGGCAAACGAUGACACGUGAGCGCUACUUUAAGAAGGAUGAAAUUUUAGUUGACUGACCAAAGGCCAGUGUGGAAUCAGUGGCAAUUCUCACCACUGGUAUGUUCCUUGGGUUGAGGGAAGUGCUGUGUAAUUCUUUUCAUCCGAUCACCAAGAGGCAGGAUGGAAACACCACGUUGGGAAAGGAAAAAGGAAAAUUUUUCGAUAGUAGUACUUAAUUCUAUUCGUCUCGGUAGUAGUAGACAUUGGUUUUGUAUUCUAGUAGUAGUUCCACUGAUUGAGGAGACUAGUUUCACAUGUAGAUACUAGUGAAUUAGUAAUCCAGCCAAAAUUACGUGCAAGGAUGUUAUCCAGCAAUUGGAAUCGCAAGGAAAGUGGCAUUACUAAUGAGGUCAGAUUAGUAGUAAUGUUUUCAUUAUGUUACCACUAGGGUUGGUUGAAAUUGGAAAAAAAUAGCUACUUGAAUGUGAAAUUGCUGGUGUUCAUACAUGAUGGGAUUGAGAUGUUUUAAGCAACAUCAGAUCCACCAUGGUGAAAGGCACAUGUUUUGAAAAUUAAAUUUAGAGGGAAAGUUGUGGUAGCAAGCCUAAAAUUUCAGUUCAAACUGGAAUUGCCAAUGACCAAUAAAUUGUAUGGUUUACUAGUGAUUCUUCCAAAACACCAGACCACCAUUCUUUCAAAACCAAGUACAAUUGUUAUAUGUCUUUUGCAGGCUAGCUACUACUAGCGGUAGUAAGAAGAAAGAAACUUUGUUUAAUUGUUGCUUGAUUGAGUUUUUAACUGGAAGUAGCUGUUUGAUGGUGCUACUGCAGAUUGUGCAUGAUUUAUUCACCAAGGAAAAAAGGAAAAAAUUAGAGCACAUAUCACUGAAGAAUUUGUUAGUGCUACAAAAUGCAGUAUUCCCUUAAAAAUAUCACUGUGAGGAGUUGUUCCAAUUGAAAACAAUUCAUAACAUUUUAUGUCAAAUUUCAAUCAGCAAUGCACUAUCCUCCUCAAUGUGAACCCAAUCCUAAUAAUUUCAAUGAGUUGAAAUCUAGGAGUAAAUAAAUGACACACAAACAAUAAUAAUAAGGUGGUGGGUGUUGACAAUUUUAGGGCAAUGACAGACAAUAAAAACACAUAAGGAGU